This is a messenger RNA of Lolium perenne, 1322 nucleotides long. The record is from RefSeq and is a predicted model, not a curated record. Lineage: Eukaryota; Viridiplantae; Streptophyta; Magnoliopsida; Poales; Poaceae.
AUGUGCGUCACCGCGCCGCACGCUUCCGUCACCACGUGCCGACACGCUCGCCCACCACGCACACGCGCCUCGCCCACCAGGCCACGAUGCGCCCGGACACAACUCCCAACCGAUCGCACCCAGCUCCCCCACCAGUUUCUUCCUCUCCCCAAAUGCACAAAUAAACCACCAACCCUAACCAGAUCGAACCCCGCCGUCGCGGUGGCCGUGCUCGCCGCCGGCGCGCACGUGCAUCCCUGGCCGGCACUCCGCGUCACGCACGUCGCCGCCAGGACGCACGCACGAGGAGAUGCCGCCGCCAGGACGCACGCACGCCUACUUCCUCGCGCCGGUGGCCGCCAGAUCCGCCGCCACCGACAGGAGCACCUUCAGCGUGCCGGUGGAGGACGGACGACGGCGCGGUUGCUUUGGCACCUGAUCUUCACCACUCCGGCCUCCUCGCCUUCUUCCCCUACGACCUCGUCGACGACGCGCGCCGCGCCGCCGCGGUCCGCGCCAACAACGGCCGGGUCUACUUCGUCUAGGAGAUCCUGCGCUUGCUCCACUACGCCGACGCGCACGUCGGCCUGCCCGUGCGGGACGCGGUCGUCGCACACGCUCAAGGCCGGCGUCGAGGUAUGUGGGUGGAUCUCGCGGGGCUCCGUCAACCUGGCCUGCCGGUGUCCGGUGCUUCUGCCAAGUCACGGAUGCUGCCGACGCCAAGCUCCUCGAGCCAGUGGCUGCAAGAUCCGAACCAACGCCUGGCCUCUAUCCCGAUCUUCUCCUACACAAUGCCAGGCGACGCCCGCGCAGCAACCUGGGGCUUGAAGACUUGAUCAUGCAGUGGAGCUGGUUGCCGUGGCCCGGCGCGUGGUCGCGCCGGCUCCGACGAUGAGAAGAUCGGCGGCCGACGAGCUCGUGCAUAGGCGCCCGGCGACCUCGUGCAAGGGCGCAGCGGAGCGAGGCGGACCGGAGCGAGGCGGACUCGUGCAAGGGCGCAGGAGAGCGAGGCGGACUCGUGCAAGGGCGCAGCGGAGUGAGGUGGACCGCGGCCAGAUCCCUAGCGAAACCGCGGAUCGCAGCCGGAUCGAGCGCACGAUGUGAAUACAAUUACAGCCGUGAACUAUUUUUUUUGUAAACAUUGUAAUAUAUUAUAAAUAUUUCUCUUGUAAUAUAAUAGUAGCAGGCAGUAGGCCUGAUUUUUUUUUGUUUUACCAAAUUAAUAGCAGUGGCGCACCAUCCACACAAUGCGCUAUUGUUAAUGAAUGUAUAGUGGCGCACUCGAUGGACACAAUGCGCCAUUGCUAAGGAAUAUAUAGUGGCGCACUGGAUAGACUUUCUAA